Messenger RNA from Ustilago hordei, 1179 nucleotides. RefSeq lists its product as uncharacterized. Gene Ontology annotation, molecular function: nitronate monooxygenase activity. NCBI's taxonomy places the organism in Eukaryota, Fungi, Basidiomycota, Ustilaginomycetes, Ustilaginales, Ustilaginaceae. The transcript has a single exon. The record is from RefSeq and is a predicted model, not a curated record. The coding region runs from base 1 to 1179 and encodes 392 amino acids.
AUGGUAACCCGCAAUCUAAUCUCUCCGCUCUCUAGGGUCCUUCCCUCAGUCAAAACCCCCGUCGUCCUCGGCGCGAUGGCCGGCGCCUCGGGCGGCGAUCUAGCAGGUUCUGUCUCGGCAGCAGGCGGCUUCGGCUUCAUUGGCGCAGGCUACCUCACUCCCACCUCUAUCCAAACCGAAGUCGAAAAAGCAUACGUUCAGCUCUCCAUCACUUAUUCUUCCCUUCUCUCUAACAAGAAGAGGGCUGAUUUUGGAAUCGGAAUCCUCGUCUGGCGUCUUACCGAAUUAAACAAUGGCAAACGACCGCACCAGUCCAGCCCCAAUAAGGCUGUCACUGACUUCUUAGAGGCUAUCCUCAAAGCUAGACCACGCGCUGUCUGGCUCAGUUUCGGAGAUGAAGAAGAGCUCACCUCUUGGCAAAACGUUCUUGUUGAGCUCGAUGAGAAGAUCAAUGCGGAUAUAAAGGGAAAGGAAGGAGAGGAGAUAAGGUGGUUCAUCAUGAUCGGCAGAGAGCAGGAGCUGCAGUCUGCAGUUGAGAAAUGUCGAUGCGAUGUGCUGAUUGUACAAGGCUGCGAGGCGGGAGGUCAUGGACAUUCGCAAGCUCCACCACUGUCUGCGUUGCUAUCGGGCGUUUUGAAACGCCUUCCUUCGUUGAAGUCGAAUAAUGUAGGGAAUACUACACCGCCGGUGCUGGGAGCCGGAGGUUUGGCAGAUGGCAAAUCGCUAGCGUCUCUCCUCGCAGCUGGCUGCGCAGGCGGUGUGUACGGAACACGCUUUGUUCUUACCCCUGAAUCAACAUAUUCGCAACUGCAAAAAGAGCAGCUGGUCAAGGCGAAGAGUUCAGCUACGCUUCGUACAUUCGCUUUCGACGAUGCUAGGGGAACACUGGGCUGGCCCAAAGGAACUGAUGGAAGAGGGUUGAGAAACAAAACGGUCCAAGAGUAUGAACAGGACCUGCAACAGGAGGUGAAAGAGGGAAGAGAGGACCCAGAAGGCGCAAAGAGGAGGAUGGAGAGAUACAAGCAAGCAGCGAAAGAGAACGAUACGGAUCGAAUUGUCAUCUGGUCUGGGACGGGUGUCGGAGCGAUGGACGCUAUUGUGCCUGUGAGGAAGGUGGUGCAAGAUAUCACAGAGGAGGCGAUCGAGGCGCUGGCUAGGGUUCAGGGCUAUAUUCAAUAG